AUGAUACAAAAUAACAAAAUAUCCGACGAAAUUCUAGCUAUUGAAUUACAAAAUGAUCAGAAUGAAAAUACAAAUUUAAAAGCAGAAAUUGAAAAACAUAGCGAAUUAAAAGGAAUUGCUCUUUUUAUCUAUCCUAAGGCCAAUACACCUGGCUGCACUGAGCAAGCAAAAUUAUUUAAAGAAAAGCAUAACGAAUUUGUCCAAAAUAAAUAUGCAGUUUAUGGUUUAUCUGCAGACAAUGCCGAUAGUCAGUUAAAAUGGAAAAACGAUCUUGAGUUGCCAUUCACCCUUUUAUGUGACACAGAAAAAAAGCUUUUAAAAGAAAUUGAAUGUUUAAAGGAAGAUGACAAAAUUUUAAGAUCACAUGUUGUUAUAUCUAACGAAUCUAUAGUGUCUUAUGUGAAGAAAGGAGUAAAACCAGCUACGUCUUGUGAGAAUGUCUUAAACUUUAUCAUCAAUGGUGAAGAAAAGGAAGAAAAGGAAAAAGAAGAAGAAAAAAGUGGCGAAGAAAAGAGUGGUGAAGAAAAGAGUGGCGAAGAAAAAAGUGGCGAAGAAAAAAGUGGCGAAGAAAAAAGUGGCGAUGAAAAGAGUGGAGAAGAAAAGAGUGGUGAAGAAAAAAGUGGCGAUGAAAAGAGUGGAGAGGAAAAAAGUGGAAGCGAAAAGACAAAUAAUAAAGAUAAGGGAAAAGUAGCAAAGUCUUCUGGAAAUGUACAGAAAAAGAAAAAAGUUGUCAAAAAGAGUAGCAAUAAAAUUAGCAGUAAAAACAUAAAAAAUGGAAAAAGCAAAAAUAAUAAAAUAGUUAAAAAAUCUGCUAAAGUAAAGAAAGAAGUUAAAAAGAAACUAAUCAGCAAAGCACAAAAGAAAAUUGACAAUAAAAAAUCGAAAAAUAAAAAUAUCAAAGGAAAAAAUAUUACUAAAAAAGAUUCUAAGAAAAAAGCUAAUGUUAAGGAUGAAAAAAAUAGCAAAAAUAAAAAUAAAAAAAAUAACUCAAAAAAUAACAAAAAUAAAAAUGUACCACAAAAAAAACAAAUAAAAAUGAGCAAAGGAAAUAAACAUGCUUCCUCAUCAAAAAAUGCAAAGAAAGUUCAAAAUAAAAAAAUAGAUAAAAAAAAUAUUAACAAGAAAAAUAUUAACAAGAAAAAUAUUAGCAAAAAAGAUAUUAGCAAAAAAAAUAUUAACAAAAAAAAUGUUAGCAAAAAUAAUGCUAAGAAUACUAUGAAAAAAAAAUUAAAAAAAAAGUAA
This is a messenger RNA of Plasmodium yoelii, 1242 nucleotides long. RefSeq lists its product as uncharacterized. Gene Ontology annotation, biological process: cell redox homeostasis; cellular response to oxidative stress. The record is from RefSeq and is a predicted model, not a curated record. NCBI's taxonomy places the organism in Eukaryota, Apicomplexa, Aconoidasida, Haemosporida, Plasmodiidae. The transcript has 3 exons. Gene Ontology annotation, cellular component: cytoplasm. Gene Ontology annotation, molecular function: thioredoxin peroxidase activity. The coding region runs from base 1 to 1242 and encodes 413 amino acids.